Molecule: messenger RNA, 2103 nt
Organism: Choloepus didactylus (southern two-toed sloth)
Lineage: Eukaryota; Metazoa; Chordata; Mammalia; Pilosa; Megalonychidae
Product: ubiquitin-conjugating enzyme E2 variant 1-like
Exons: 1
Coding region: 1-444 (147 amino acids)
Biological process (GO): DNA damage tolerance; protein K63-linked ubiquitination
Cellular component (GO): nucleus
Source: RefSeq, a predicted model, not a curated record
AUGCCGGCCACCAUGGGCUCGGGAGUAAAAGUCCCUCGCAAUUUCCGACUGUUGGAAGAACUCGAAGAAGGCCAGAAAGGAGUAGGAGAUGGCACAGUUAGCUGGGGUCUAGAAGAUGACGAAGACAUGACACUUACAAGAUGGACAGGGAUGAUAAUUGGGCCUCCAAGAACAAUUUAUGAAAACCGAAUAUACAGCCUUAAAAUAGAAUGUGGACCUAAAUACCCAGAAGCACCCCCCUUUGUAAGAUUUGUAACAAAAAUUAAUAUGAAUGGAGUUAAUAGUUCUAAUGGAGUGGUGGACCCAAGAGCCAUAUCAGUGCUAGCAAAAUGGCAGAAUUCAUAUAGCAUCAAAGUUGUCCUGCAAGAACUUCGGCGCCUAAUGAUGUCUAAAGAAAAUAUGAAACUCCCUCAGCCGCCUGAAGGACAGUGUUACAGCAAUUAAUCAAAAAGAAAAACCACAGGCCCUCCCCCCAUCCCAUUCAAUUUAAGCAGUCUUCAUUUUCCACAGUAGUAAAUUUUCUAGAUACGUCUUGUAGACCUCAAAGUACUGGAAAAGAAGCUCCCCUUCAAAGGCAUUUUAUCUUAAGAUACUGUAAAUGAUAACUAAUUUUUUGUCCAUUUGAAAUAUAUAAGUUGUGCGAUAACAAAUCAUACUGUCAAGUGUAACCACUGUCCAUGUAGUUGAACUUCUGGGAUCAAGAAAGUAUAUUUAAAUUGGUUCCCAUCAUAACUGGUGGGGCACAUCUAACUCAACUGUGAAGAGACACAUCACACAGUCACCUUGCUGCUGAUUACAUGGCCUGGGGUCUCUGCCUCUCCCCCUUUCCCUCCCCCUACCUUCCUCCUUCCUUCUCCCCCUACAACAGCCCUCCAGAUUGGGGUGGCGUAUUAGAAUAGAUGUGAAGGUUUCAGGUCGCAGCCUGUGGGACUACUGCUGGGUGUGUGUGGGUGCUUCAUCUGCACCCCCCCAGUUUCUUUUUUUAAGUCUUAAAUGACUACCCCCUUCCAAGCCAUCAUCCUCUCCCCACUCUCCACUGCCACCCUUGGCCGAAGAAUAGAUUGUAACCCCCUCUGCUCCCCUCUGAAAUUGGCCUUUGAUGAGGAAUUCUUUCAGGGCUCUCCCCAUAUCUCCUCCCCACCCCCACCCCCCACCCCCAAUUGAGGGGUGCUGCUUUUUCCUUCCUCCUCCUGAAGUCCCUUUCUGCACCUUCACCAUCCAACACUUUCCAUGACACUUCCUUGCUUUGUCCAGAAGCCAUCAGGUAAGGUUGGAAAGAGUCUCUGACCUCCCUUAUUUAGUUUUGGAACCACAUUUCUUUACUCUCCACCAGCCUGGGAAAUGAAAAUUAGGUCCUCAGCCCUGCCACCCUCUGCUGUCAUCGUCAGCUGAUGAAUUUUUUUAGCUCAGGUUUUGAUACAGUGAAAAGAACACUCACCAGGGUUUCUCAGACCUGCCAGCUCUCAAAGUCCUUGGUGGUUAAACUUGGAGAAAGGCCACAUGAAGACACUUGUAAGCACACACAAUCCCUCUGAAUGAAUUGUUUUCUUAUAAUUGCUUUUGCUUUUAAAAAUUGAAGACAUUUAAACAGGGCUCUCAUUUGGUCAUCCUUGCAAUCCAUUUGGGUCUAGUUUGGACUCUGACAACUGGAACAAAAAGAACCUUGAAUUCGGGGCACACUUCGGUUUUGGUGCUGCUGCCUCUGACGAGCCUCAGCAGGGGAACUCGGUGUGCACAGCAGAUCCUGAAAUUGGCGGGCUUGACUUCCUGACAAAUUGCUGCGUUUUCCCACUUUUCUGUUCAGGACCACUAAAUGCUAAAAUUUGGAUGCAUACCGAAAUAAAAGCAAGUCAUUGUGUCCUAAAGGUUUUUUUUUUUUCUUUUCUUUUUUAAUUUAGUAUUUGUGUAAAACCACCUUCCGAAGCAGCAGAUAUCAAGUCUGAAAAACGAUUGAUGUUUCCAUUAAUCUUUUUUUUUCUGGGGAAAGCGUUAGUUCUAAGGAUUUAACAUCCUGUAAGUAAAGUUUAACAGUAUUCCAUAAGCAGCCUUUUUAUUGUCAGACCAUUGCCUGAUUUUAAUAUAAUAAAAAAAAAGUGUGCAUUA